Molecule: messenger RNA, 923 nt
Organism: Exaiptasia diaphana
Lineage: Eukaryota; Metazoa; Cnidaria; Anthozoa; Actiniaria; Aiptasiidae
Product: anionic trypsin-1
Exons: 5
Coding region: 59-886 (275 amino acids)
Biological process (GO): proteolysis
Molecular function (GO): serine-type endopeptidase activity
Source: RefSeq, a predicted model, not a curated record
GUCGAUCGUCGUGUGCUUUUCACAAAGAUCAACUGACUACAAAUCGAAAUUUCACAAAAUGAAGUUGUUUGUGGUAUCUUUGAUGCUUCUAGGGGCUUUGUGCUUCGCCACCGAAGAGGAAAUCGAGUGUGGGACAAAAGGCAAAGGAAACGGGAGAAUUGUAGGUGGGAAAAUUGCUAAAAAAGGCUCACAUCCUUGGCAGGUAUCGAUCGCGAUUAAAAGAACCACACGUGUAGUUUCUCAUUUUUGUGGUGGCAGCAUUAUCGCGCCUAAUUGGAUAGUCACUGCUGCCCAUUGUUUCAGAAAAAAUGCCAAUCGUGCGAAAUACAAAGUCACUGCUGGUGAGCACAACCUCAGAAAAGUACAAGGCGACGAGCAAGUAAUGGACAUCGACAAGAUCAUCCCACAUAAGAAAUAUUACGACAAUCCGAAAGAUCAUAAAUACGACUACGACAUCGCAUUAGUGAAACUGAAAACCAAUAUCAAAUACAAUGAAAAUGUUCGGCCUAUUUGCCUUCAAACAGGUAGCUUUCCUACAGGGAGUCACUGUACUGUUACUGGUUGGGGAAAACUUACGGAAGGAGCACGUCGCAUCCCCGAUAUACUUCGUCAGGCCGUGGUUCCCCUGGUUUCUCAAGAAGACUGUGAAAAGGCCAACAAAGGUAUUACCUCACGCAUGCUCUGUGCUGGCUAUCCCGAAGGUGGCAUCGACGCAUGCACGAAUGACAGUGGCGGACCGCUGGCCUGUCAGACCAAAUCUGGCAUCUGGGAGCAAGUUGGAGUUGUGAGCUUUGGAAUAGGUUGCGGUCGUCCUAAUGCAUAUGGCGUGUAUGCAAAGAUGAAGGAACUUAAAGGCUGGGUCCAAACCACUGUUGAAAGCAACUAGUACAUUUAUGCAAAAUAAAUGAAUGAUCUAUCGAAAA